CAGACAGUCGUCUCCACGUUCAGUCUUCGAAGCUUCUUCAAAGCAAUCAAACGCGCAUCUCUUAGUAAAAUGACGAUUCGUAUUAACCCAUUGGUGCUGUGCUUCCUGCCGGUGAUUUUCCUACUUAUCGAGGGAAGAAGUAAGCCCUGUAUCGACGAUCGCAUUGUGUUUCCCAAGGACAGUGAUGAUGAUGUUGAUUCACACUCGAAAGUUACCUACCUAAAUGAGAACUCAACUACAACAACUACGGUGGCACCACCGAGCACAGUAACCACACUCCUGGAAAUGGAAACAAACACCACAGAAGCGGUAUUCACGGCAUCAGAGGAGCUGAUCAAUGGAACCACCACUGAGCAGCCCGUCAUAGACAAUCGAAUACUGUUCGAGACGACCCCAAAAUGCAAAGAGGGCUUCGAGCUGCGUGCCAAUCGCUGUCGAAAGUCGGCUUAGUCGUUUCGUUAGUGCGUAAGAUCGAUGUUUAGUCAAUAAAGUGAUAUUUGAUAGAACCAAA
Molecule: messenger RNA, 511 nt
Organism: Drosophila elegans
Lineage: Eukaryota; Metazoa; Arthropoda; Insecta; Diptera; Drosophilidae
Gene: Gbp1
Exons: 1
Coding region: 70-450 (126 amino acids)
Source: RefSeq, a predicted model, not a curated record